UUUACGAGAAGGUUAAAUAAACGGUAUUUAAAACCAGAACCUUGACAAUAAUUCUCUCACAACUUGUUGGAACAAUGAUAUGUGACUUAUGAAGACCUCUUGGUAAAAAGACUAUAAAAACGUAAUUCUACAACCAACAUGGCGUCAAUACGAUGCCUGAUCCUCUUGGGUCUUAUCUGUCAGUGUUUAACGCUUCCCACAAAUAAAGGAAAAGACAACAGAAAGCUAAAGCAGACAAAACCACUGAACAUGAGAGCGGAAGUAAACAAUAUAAACAAACUGACUACAAUUCAACCAACUAUUCCUACCAAACUUGCUGUCAAUUGUUCAGCAACGCAUCAGACUCACAAAACUGAUCCCAACAAGUUUUUAGUUUACUAUAAUAAAGGUUGGUAUGAACAGGUCUGUCAGACAGGUCUGGUGUGGAACCAGACGUUGUGCAGGUGUGAAUACGCAUCGGAUGCCCUGGAAUUACCCCACAAAUGUCUGGAUUAUCGACCCCAUUCAUUUAAUAGCAGUAAAUACGAACAAAUGGUAAACCGGAAAUGGGUUGUGCGGGACUGUAAUCUAGCAGUUUCAGGGCUAAUAUGGCACCAGACGAUGUGUCGAUGUAUCUGGGGACCUGAUUCCAAUGAAAACUUCGUUCAUGGCGAUGAAGCUCAACCCUGUGACACCAUGUUUAAUGCCACAUUUGAAACUGGGCUCAUCGACCAUGCCAAGUCGUCAUUUAUUGAGCUGAACCCGGGCGCCAUUUUGUCUUUACGACAGAUACAAGGCAAAACGAGCACCAGGGCCGCUUAUUUACAAGACGCCUUUUUAACAGUAUGGUAUUUUGCUGGAAAUGAGAUGAGUGAUUCCCUUCAAAUUGAAUUCAGCUUUAAAGCCGAGAAGAAGUCUGAUACCAAAGAUAAAUACCAAAUCAUCAUGUCAAACGGAUGUAACGUCUCAGAACUGGGUUAUACCACGCCCUCUAUCGCCAUUGGUUUCCGGGCCGAAGAUCAAUCGUUUUUGUUGGCAUUCGAAACCGCCAAUGUUCGCAAGGCCAUAGUCUGUACAAGAGAUCUUCUUCCCUACCAAUGGCAUAAGGUGUCGCUUAUCUAUGAAGAUGGAACUCUCUUACUUCGUGUUGAUGGCCAACCGUGUAUCAUUUCAGAAGAAUUUAGAGGACCUGUGCAGAAGACAUCUUGUCCUAUGACUAUUGGAACUGAUCCACUGGAGAAAGAAUCAAGAUAUGUUGGUUAUCUUGAUGAUAUAACCAUUUCUCGGUACUGUCGACGAUUUGAAGAAGAGGUACCCCAUCCAGAGAACGUUCCAGAACCCCCAGAUAUGAUUGAGAACAAAAUUGACGCUUUCUCAGCAUUAGUAUAAACCAAUAACGUAGAGGGGCGUUUAGAAUAUAGACGGUCAUUACGAUAAAUAAUAUGUGAAUGGCCAUUUCUCUAAAACUACAGUAGUCCAUAAAUAUUCAAAACUUUGUAGUAGUAGACUUCUGUAUUUUUAGACAGCAUGACUAACACAGACAAUGACUGGAAUGUGAUGCGGCAUGUUAAAAUCUAUAUUAAUCUUAUUUCCUGUAUGAUGGACAGAAUUACAUCUAAUGCAAAUUGUAGAUAAUUAAUUACAUUUAUGUAUUUGGUAGUGUUUCAACUUGUGUAUUGUAUUCUUUUAUUUUUUUCUUGACCAGAAAUUGGGCCCCACGCGCUACACAUCUUCUUCUUUUUCUUCUUCUUCUUUGAGGCGACGUGAACUUGGCAUGCCUGUUCCUUGGCCAAUUGCGCAUCAACUGACGUACAUCGAAUUGUGUACCAUCGUACUUGUUCUUAGUUUGGGUUGGCCUACAAUUAAUUAUUUAUCGCUUGGUCUGCAUUUUGGUUUCAAUUGAGAAACUUUAGCUUGAAUACACCUUUCGUAGUGCUCAAUUAAGAUCAAUGUAUUUAAAUUUUUUUCUUUUAUCAGAAUUUACAAAAGUUUUCCAAACCGCUUUUAUCAAAUAACUAUCUCCUUUUAUUAAAAUUUUGGGGUAUUAAAAACGGCCUUAAAGAGUUUCUAUAUGAUUAUGAUUAUAUAAAUUAACCAGCAUACCAUUUACCCGGAAGAACCAUGUUUUAGAAGACGUUCUCUUUAAAUACCUUAACUAAAGCUCUCUAAUAGUAGAAUGUUUAUUCCAUGUUUGGUGGAUGAGUAUAAUAUGUGUUCAAAUAAAACAGUCUACCAUU
This is a messenger RNA of Patella vulgata (common limpet), 2216 nucleotides long. RefSeq lists its product as uncharacterized. NCBI's taxonomy places the organism in Eukaryota, Metazoa, Mollusca, Gastropoda, Patellidae. Bases 139 to 1368 code for a protein of 409 amino acids. The transcript is spliced from 7 exons. The record is from RefSeq and is a predicted model, not a curated record.